AUAUGUAGCAGCUGCUCUCACUUACUACUUUUCUGAGUAGUUCAAGGGUAAGGUUGUGACGCGGUGAAAUUAAAAAAACAUACUCAGAUUGCUGAUUUUCAAAUUUUUCAUUAUUGUACAACGUGUUCGUAGGGCUAAACUGAUUGCUAAAAGAGAAGCCGUACCUACAUAAAUGUUCCUUUUUUUUCAUUAAAACUACAAAAAAAUAGAUAUGUUUCUAUUAUAAACUUUUUAAAAAUAUCCAAUAAUUUUUACAUUUGGUCGGGUUAUAAAGCGCUUUACGUUCGGUCAGCGCCAUUUUGUUAAGGCCGCUGAGUGAUGCAAGAAUCGCUGGUGUUUGCAUUAGAUAACGUGUCCAUAAAUUAUUAAUUGAGUAAAUAUUCAUUGAUUUCUACACAGAAAAAUAGGUACUACAAAUGAGUGCUCAAGAUGUCGAGUAUCUUGAAACAGAGGAGGUGUAUAUGCAACUCAAUCAGUCCGAAGUUACAGGAACAGAUGUUGGUGAUGAUCAAGAUGACCACUGGGACAAUAAUAGUACCAAAACACUUUUAGAUUUAUAUUUACAAAAUUUGGACAAAUUUCGCAGUUCAAAAGUAAAGAAGAAGACUGUCUGGGCAGAAAUAGCACAUGCGGUAGGAAAUAGCCCCGAGAGCUGUGAUAAAAAGUUCCGAAAUCUAAAACAAACAUAUGUAAGACUUUUGAAGAGACGAAAUAGAAAUGAGGUUGUUAUGAUAAAAUGGCCUUAUUUUGAAAUAUUUGAACAAAUCUACAGUGAGAAUGGGGAGUAUAGACCAGAUAUACAAGUAAAAAUUCAGGACAAUGCAACUGAAACUGUCACUAAGGCUAUAUUGUCUAUGGCUGAACCAUCGAAAUUUGAACAGGAACCCGAUAUGGGUGAAAGCUCAAAUGGUCAAAGCGAGGAGUCUAAAAGGAAAUUAAAUAGGCGAAGAUAUACUGAUUUCCGUAAGGUAGCACUAGAAAUGAGAAACAGGCAGAGGACAGUUGAAGAGAAGUUAGAUAAAUUAAUAAAUAUAGUACAAGAAUCAAAUAACAUACAAAGAGAACGGAAUAUAUUGUUUCAACAAUUUUUGAAUAGUUUAAAUCAAACUUGAUACAUUAAAAUAAUUAAAAUAUUGACCAAAUUUAAGAAGAAUUAUUAUAAAGUAUUUGACUUUUUAAGACAUGAACACAUGUUAUUACAAUCUGACAAAUAUAUUUUUAAAGGUUUGAA
This is a messenger RNA of Bombyx mandarina (wild silkworm), 1231 nucleotides long. RefSeq lists its product as uncharacterized. NCBI's taxonomy places the organism in Eukaryota, Metazoa, Arthropoda, Insecta, Lepidoptera, Bombycidae. The record is from RefSeq and is a predicted model, not a curated record.